Botrytis cinerea B05.10 is the source of this 1314-nucleotide messenger RNA. RefSeq lists its product as hypothetical. The transcript is spliced from 3 exons. The coding region runs from base 413 to 997 and encodes 194 amino acids. The record is from RefSeq and is a predicted model, not a curated record. NCBI's taxonomy places the organism in Eukaryota, Fungi, Ascomycota, Leotiomycetes, Helotiales, Sclerotiniaceae.
GAGUUUUCAUGGAAUGAUCUCCUUUUCUUCUUAUACCAAUGUGUUAAAUCACGUGCAAAAUUCACAUCCGAGAUUCCGAACAAGUUAGCUUGUAAUCUGGUCUCCCGAUUCGGGAAAUAUUAGACUAACGACUCUGCCUCACCCUUCAUGCAACCCUACAUUAAACCCCUACAUUAAUCAUACAUAACCAGGAUUAACAAACGCCGGUCCGCUGAAUUUCGGAGCUUUACGGUGAUACAUUAUCAAAAUUCUCACCGUGGAAAAAAACGACAAGAUGCUAUGGUGUAAUGCAGGUUGAUCCACCCGCCUCUAUUGACAUGGUAGAAAGCAGGUCAAUUCAAUUCAUUUUAUCAAAUAAUGCACGUGACUAUUCACAUGGGACAAUCAUUAGAUUUCGGUAUCUGCUUUUAAAAUGUCUCAAACAGCCGUCGCAACCACGACCGGAGCGGUACCCCCAACUGUCACCGUCGACAAUAUCUCUGGCCGCUGGAGCAUGAACCUCCAACUCUCCGACUCCUAUGACAGCAUCCUCAAGAUCCAAGGCGUCAACUGGCUCACGCGAAAAGUCCUCAAUGUCGGCACCAUAUCCCUAAAAAUCACUCAAACCAUCUCUCCCCUCGAUUCCCUCACCCAUCUCGACAUCGAGUCCAAAUCCGGUGCCGGUCUCCCUGGUUCCGUUGAAAAUCGCAUCUUGAAUGACGAGACGAGAUCAAAAAAACAUCCGUUAUUUGGAAAUGUAGUGGGAAGAACUAGGUGGGCAGAGUUAAGCGAUUUGCCAUCAAAGUAUUUGGGGGAGGGGUGGGAAGAGGGGACUAAGAAGGUUGUGUUGAUGACUACGGAGCAUACGGAUAUUGGGGCUACGACGUGGCAGGCGGGAGGGAUUGAGAAAGAAAUGAAUGGGGAGAGGAGAUAUGUUAGACGGGUGGAGGUUAGGAAGGGGGAGGAGGUUUUGAUGGCGCGGAUCGUGUAUGAUUAUCUUGGUCCAUUGGAGGAGUAAGUUUUCUUUCGGGGAGGGAGUGGAGGAUUUCAGGGGGAUUGACUUCGGCCUGAGAUGCUUCAGUAUGAUCAUAGAUAAGAAUUUCCCUGAGAGAGUUUUCGUUGUAUCAUAUGUUGUGAGGUUUCGGGACUUGAAUUUCUUUCUUUUGGUGGGAAGGCUUUUGAAUGUUAUUCUUUCGUAUCUUAUCAUUAUUUCAGCUAGGAAGAUGCAAGGAGUUCUGCAUUGAGGUAUUAUAAGCAUGCAGAAACUUUCUUGAUGUACCCAAGCUGCAUUUGAAAACAACCAGCCAUCCAAACAUAUAAUAUUUAUAGCUACCA